AUGAGAAUGUCCGAACGCCCCGAAUCUGGCCAAAGGGAAGCCCACGUAAACUGCCUGGUGAUCGGCGCUGACCACGUCGGAAAGUCAGCCCUCACCGUGCGAUUCCUCACGCGGAGGUUCAUCGGCGAAUACGGAGAGACGGAGACUGUUUACACACACAACGUGACCGUGGACGGAAGAGACAUCUGUUUCAACAUCUGGGAUUCCCCGCACGCACAGGUCUCUAAGGUGACUCCUUUCCCGACCGAAUAUCAGAUGCACUGGACAGACGGCUUCAUCUUCGUCUACAGUAUCUGCGACCGGGAAAGUUUUGAGGUGUCUCGGCGACAGUUGAGGCGGCUCCGCCAAGCCCGGGGCGACGGCCCACCGGCUCUGCUGCUGGGAAACAAGACCGACCUGUCGCAUCGGCGCGCCGUCUCCAGCCACGAAGCCCGGCUGCUCGCCCUGUCCAACCACUGCGGCUUCCUGGAGGUGUCGGCGGCUGAGAACAGUCAGGGCGCCCUCCUCGCUUUCCACCAGCUACUGCGGCUGGUGCGCCAGGCCAGGGCGGAGGCGAGCAGGAGCUCCUCACUCCGGGCACUGGUGCGGAGUGUCUCCGCUGUGCUGGGCGGGAGGAAACGCGAGUGGACUCGGCCUCGUCCAAGAGGAGGAGCUGGUACCCGCUCUUAG
Messenger RNA from Mobula hypostoma (lesser devil ray), 669 nucleotides. RefSeq names its product ras-related and estrogen-regulated growth inhibitor-like protein. NCBI's taxonomy places the organism in Eukaryota, Metazoa, Chordata, Chondrichthyes, Myliobatiformes, Myliobatidae. The transcript has 4 exons. The record is from RefSeq and is a predicted model, not a curated record. Bases 1 to 669 code for a protein of 222 amino acids. Gene Ontology annotation, molecular function: GTPase activity; GTP binding.